AUGGUAAUUCCAAAGAAAAUAUCUUAUUUCUUUUAUUUGAUUUGUAUAUUAGCCAAUAUAGUAAAAAAUUUGGGUAAUAAUAUUGUGAAUUAUAAAAAUUAUACAAUAAAACAUAAUGAUCAGUGCAAGAAACAACAAUAUGUAUACUUUCUUAAAAAAAUGUAUAAAUUGUGUUAUUUAUGGUAUGAUAUGGAUGAUUCUUACCAAAAAAUAUUAGUUCAAACAAUUAAAAAUGAUAAAUGGGAAAUAAAAUCAGAACUAAUAUAUAAUAAAGAAACUACGAAUUAUUUGUACUACAGCUAUGUAAUUAAUGAAAAAUUAAUUGUUGUAAAUUGUUUUUCUAAUUCAAGAUUACAAAAAUAUGAAUGCAUUCGUUCAGUUAGUAAUGAUGGGAUUCAUUUUGAAAAUAUGAGUACAAGUUUUUCUAUGAUACCUCAUGAUAUUUCUUCUAUAAACGACUAUUCUUCACAACCAUUUUAUUUUAAAGAAAAAAAUUAUUUAUUAAUAUGUUCUCUGAAUGGAAAUAUAUCUUGGGAUAAAAAACCCAAAUUAUUUAUUACUUGCACUGCUAGCAGUGAUAAUGGAGUAAAUUGGGGUACAAUUUUUCGAUUUUAUUAUGUUAGUCCAGAUUUUAAUUAUAAUAGAUUAAAACCUGUAAUAAAUGGUAGGUCAAUAGGUUUUCACUUUACUAAAUAUAAGAAUAAUAUUUGGGCUCGAGAUUAUAUAGAAUGCAAUUAUAAUACCGAUUUUGAUUUCGAAUGCAAUCCUAUAGAUUUACAAAAAGACAAAAAAAAUUUACAAGCAGUAUUGAAAAUAGAUAAUAAUUAUGUUUCUUCUUAUAUGGGUAAAGAUGAUUUUUUGUGUUACUUAUAUUAUACAUCUGAAAAUAUUAUUUUAAUAAAAACAGAAAUUAAAAGAAAUAAGAGAGGUGAUUGUAACCCUCGUGAUCUUAUUAUGUUAGAUAAUUUGAAGUUCGUAUUAAUAUAUGCUGAUGGAAUGAAUAUAGAUGGUUUUAGUAAAUAUUAUUGUAUUAAUAAUUAG
This is a messenger RNA of Plasmodium relictum, 1041 nucleotides long. It is a transcript of the gene PSOP12, whose product is annotated as secreted ookinete protein, putative. The coding region runs from base 1 to 1041 and encodes 346 amino acids. The record is from RefSeq and is a predicted model, not a curated record. Lineage: Eukaryota; Apicomplexa; Aconoidasida; Haemosporida; Plasmodiidae. The transcript is spliced from 2 exons.